AUGCUAGUGAGAGAUGUAGUCCUGGCUACCUUCUCCCUGUCUCCGACUUGCAUUGGGUUCCUGGGAAAAUUAACGCUGUUCAUGGUGUAUGUCUGCAUCUUCAUUUCUCGGCCUCAGCAGAGGAAGUCCAAGGACCUUAUCCUAACACAACUGACAGUCAUCAACUCAGUGACACCUCUCACCCAGGGGGUCCCAGUGUUGAUGUUCUUCUUUGACAUGGAGAAUAGUCUCGGUAAUGCUGGGUGUCAGACCAUGACCUACACCAGGAGAGUGACUCGAGCUCUUACCAUUUGCUCCACAUGUCUCCUGAGCAUGUUCCACAUGGUUACCAUCAGUUCCAGCACCUCCUGCUUGGCCCGACUCAAAUACCGGGCCCCCAAGUGCAUCCUCCCUUCCUUCCUCUUCUUCUGGAUCCUCCACCUCUUCUUGUAUGCUAAUCUGAGGAAAACCAUUGUAGCCAACAAAAACAUUAAUCUCACAGUUAGUAAGUAUAAUCUAAAAUACUGUUCCAGUGUAUUCUGGAUGACUAAUUUAACUGGUGUUGCAUUUCUACGUGUUAUUACCUCCCGAGAUAUCUUCUUUGUGCUCCUCAUGACCCGGGCUAGUGUUUACAUGGUGAUUAUGUUGCAUCAAUAUUACAGGCAAGUCCAGCACAUCCAUAGCACCAGCCUCUCUCCUAGAUCCUCCGCAGAGAGCAGAGCCACCCAGACCAUCCUGCUUUUGGUCACCCGCUUUGUGUCCAUAUAUUGGAUCACCAGCAGCAUCACACUCUCUUUCAAUUUUGUGGAGGAAAACAUCAAGCUGAAUAAUACUGUAGCUUGCCUGGGUGCUUGUUACUCAUCUCUCUGUCCAUGGGUGCUGAUUGGCAGUGAUCCCCGGGUCCCCAAACCCCAGUGUUUCCUCAGGAAUGUUCAAGGUCCAUCCCCACCUCCGGCUCUCACUUAUGGACAACAGACCAGCUCCUCACCCUGUUCUCUGUCCACAGCCACAAGCCUUGUCACUCCCACCUUCCUGAUAUCAGAAAAACUGCAGUUCUCCUGA
Ornithorhynchus anatinus (platypus) is the source of this 1041-nucleotide messenger RNA. Its product is annotated as vomeronasal type-1 receptor 3-like. The coding region runs from base 1 to 1041 and encodes 346 amino acids. The transcript has 3 exons. Gene Ontology annotation, molecular function: pheromone receptor activity. Gene Ontology annotation, biological process: G protein-coupled receptor signaling pathway. Lineage: Eukaryota; Metazoa; Chordata; Mammalia; Monotremata; Ornithorhynchidae. The record is from RefSeq and is a predicted model, not a curated record. Gene Ontology annotation, cellular component: membrane.